Messenger RNA from Aspergillus luchuensis, 762 nucleotides. RefSeq lists its product as uncharacterized. NCBI's taxonomy places the organism in Eukaryota, Fungi, Ascomycota, Eurotiomycetes, Eurotiales, Aspergillaceae. The record is from RefSeq and is a predicted model, not a curated record. The transcript is spliced from 2 exons. The coding region runs from base 1 to 762 and encodes 253 amino acids.
AUGCUGCUCAUCACGCUGGGCGUUUUCUUCCUCGCAAAAUUUGGCAAAUCAGCCGCAAAGACCUGUUAUGCCCCUGACGGAACCCCAGUUGAGGACGACAUAUAUGCUCCAUGUAUUGCGAUUGAAGGAGUAGAGUCGAUGUGCUGCCGGAUUAAUGACACAAACCCCGACGAAUGCCGUGCCGAUGGCCUUUGUUACACAAAUAUGACGGGGUACGCAGGAUAUUGGAGAGACUUCUGUACUGAUGAGACAUGGGAUACCCCGAAUUGCCUAUCAAAGUCAAUCUGCAACACUACGGCAGGGGGAAAUUCAAGUUGGACAUACUACAUGACACCCUGCGGUGGUGUUAAUUACUGUUGUGGUGAUGAUCCCUCAUGUUGCAGCGGAGAUAGUGUCUUUUCCAUCAAAGAUACUCUUGUCACGAUCGGAGGUGUAGCUACAACCACUGUUACAGCGACGAGCUCAGCAGAAGUGAAUGGUACAAGUUCUGGUUCAUCAGAUGAGUCCACUAAGCUCGCAAUUGGCCUUGGUGUUGCCAUUCCUUUGACCGCUAUAGCGGGUGCCAUGCUAGGGGCCGGAUUUUUCUGGGGAAGGAAGAUAACGCAGCGCAAAUGGCUGCAGGCCACAAAUCAUGGGGGUACUGCUGGACCGUUACUGCAACCAAUACUACAGCAAGGGAUUGCUCCAACUUAUCAUCAAAGUUAUCCUCAUGAGGUAUCGGCAUCUCAGUUAUCACCGACCGAGUUACCAGGGGGUAAAUGA